CCCGGCGGCGCCGCCGACAAGGAGAGGGGAGGGAGGAGGAGGAGGAGGAGGAGGAGGAGGAAGAAGCAGGGGGCAGGGGCGGGGGGGGGGGAGGAGGAGGAGAAGGCCCGGCGGAGGCGGGGGGGAGCGGAGCAUGAAUGGCGCAAGAUGGCGGACCAUGUGCAGAGCCUAGCCCAGCUAGAGAACCUGUGCAAGCAGCUCUAUGAGACCACAGACACUGCGACACGGCUCCAGGCAGAGAAAGCCUUGGUUGAGUUCACCAACAGCCCAGACUGCCUGAGCAAGUGCCAGCUUCUUCUGGAGAGAGGGAGUUCGUCCUACUCCCAGCUCUUGGCAGCUACAUGCCUUACGAAGCUCGUGUCACGCACAAACAACCCCUUACCGUUGGAGCAGCGAAUAGAUAUUCGGAACUAUGUGCUCAACUACCUUGCCACUAGGCCAAAGCUGGCAACGUUUGUCACGCAGGCACUAAUCCAGUUGUAUGCCAGGAUCACAAAGUUGGGCUGGUUUGACUGUCAGAAGGAUGAAUAUGUCUUCAGGAACGUGAUUACAGACGUCACAAGGUUUUUACAGGAUAGUGUAGAGCACUGCAUCAUAGGAGUGACAAUCCUGUCCCAACUAACUAAUGAAAUUAAUCAAGUAAGUGCUACAGCCUUCCUCAGUGAAGCUGACACUACUCAUCCACUGACCAAGCACAGGAAAAUAGCCUCUUCCUUCCGAGAUUCGUCUUUAUUUGAUAUUUUCACACUGUCAUGCAACUUACUGAAACAGGCUUCUGGGAAGAACCUGAACCUGAAUGAUGAAAGCCAGCACGGUCUGCUUAUGCAGCUUCUAAAGCUCACGCAUAAUUGCCUGAACUUUGAUUUCAUUGGCACGUCAACAGAUGAGUCCUCAGAUGAUCUUUGCACAGUGCAGAUCCCAACCAGUUGGAGAUCAGCAUUCUUGGAUUCUUCGACCCUUCAGUUGUUUUUUGACCUCUAUCAUUCCAUCCCUCCUUCGUUUUCUCCUCUGGUUUUAUCCUGCUUAGUGCAGAUAGCCUCCGUACGCAGAUCCCUCUUCAACAAUGCAGAACGAGCAAAGUUUCUAUCUCACCUUGUUGAUGGAGUUAAACGAAUACUGGAAAACCCACAGAGUUUGUCAGACCCAAAUAACUACCAUGAGUUCUGCCGAUUGCUGGCACGAUUGAAAAGCAAUUACCAGCUGGGAGAGCUGGUGAAGGUGGAGAACUACCCCGAGGUCAUCCGGCUCAUCGCCAACUUCACCGUGACCAGCCUACAGCACUGGGAGUUUGCUCCCAACAGCGUUCACUAUCUCCUGAGCUUGUGGCAGCGGCUGGCAGCGUCGGUGCCCUACGUGAAAGCCACAGAGCCUCACAUGCUGGAAACAUACACACCAGAAGUCACAAAAGCAUACAUCACAUCCAGACUGGAAUCUGUGCACAUCAUAUUGAGGGAUGGGUUGGAGGAUCCCCUGGAUGACACCGGCCUUGUCCAGCAGCAGCUGGAUCAGCUCUCCACCAUCGGCCGGUGUGAGUACGAGAAAACCUGCGCUCUGCUCGUGCAGCUCUUCGACCAGUCGGCCCAAUCCUACCAGGAACUGCUGCAGAGCGCCACCGCCAGCCCCAUGGAUGUUGCUGUACAAGAAGGGCGCCUGACGUGGCUCGUCUAUAUUAUCGGGGCAGUGAUUGGUGGUAGGGUCUCGUUCGCCAGCACGGAUGAGCAGGAUGCGAUGGAUGGCGAGUUGGUUUGUCGGGUGCUGCAGCUGAUGAACCUCACGGACUCGCGGCUGGCACAGGCUGGGAACGAGAAGCUGGAGCUUGCCAUGCUCAGCUUCUUUGAGCAGUUCCGCAAGAUCUAUAUUGGAGAUCAGGUGCAGAAGUCUUCCAAGCUGUACCGCCGUCUCUCAGAGGUGCUGGGGCUGAAUGAUGAGACCAUGGUCCUGAGCGUCUUCAUAGGGAAAAUCAUCACCAACCUGAAGUACUGGGGUCGGUGCGAGCCUAUCACCUCCAAGACACUGCAGCUGCUCAAUGACCUCUCCAUUGGAUACAGCAGUGUUAGAAAGCUGGUGAAGCUGAGCGCCGUGCAGUUCAUGCUGAACAAUCACACGAGUGAGCACUUUUCCUUCCUGGGCAUUAACAAUCAGUCUAACCUGACUGACAUGAGAUGUCGGACUACAUUCUACACUGCACUUGGGCGUCUUCUCAUGGUGGAUUUAGGGGAAGAUGAGGAUCAGUACGAGCAGUUCAUGCUUCCCCUAACGGCUGCCUUUGAGACCGUGGCACAAAUGUUCAGCACAAAUACUUUCAAUGAACAAGAGGCAAAAAGAACUUUGGUUGGUUUGGUGAGAGACCUGAGGGGAAUAGCCUUUGCCUUCAAUGCCAAGACCAGCUUCAUGAUGCUCUUUGAGUGGAUCUACCCAUCCUACAUGCCGAUUCUGCAGCGGGCGAUUGAGCUCUGGUACCACGACCCAGCCUGCACGACGCCCGUCCUCAAACUGAUGGCUGAGCUGGUGCACAACAGGUCCCAACGGCUGCAGUUUGAUGUGUCCUCACCAAACGGCAUCCUGCUCUUCCGAGAAACAAGUAAAAUGAUAACUACGUAUGGAAAUCGUAUCCUAACGCUUGGGGAGGUCCCAAAGGAUCAAGUCUACGCCUUGAAGCUCAAGGGGAUUUCCAUCUGCUUCUCUAUGCUGAAGGCUGCACUGAGCGGGAGCUACGUCAACUUCGGGGUCUUCCGCCUGUACGGGGACGAUGCACUGGACAACGCCUUGCAAACCUUUAUCAAGCUUCUGCUCUCCAUCCCGCACAGCGACCUCCUGGAUUAUCCCAAACUCAGCCAGUCCUACUAUUCCUUGCUGGAAGUUCUCACCCAGGACCACAUGAACUUUAUUGCCAGUCUGGAGCCUCAUGUAAUCAUGUAUAUUCUCUCUUCCAUUUCAGAAGGCCUCACUGCACUAGACACCAUGGUUUGCACAGGCUGCUGCUCCUGUUUGGACCACAUCGUCACCUAUCUCUUCAAGCAGCUGUCUCGCAGCACCAAGAAGAGGACCACACCUCUGACCCAGGAGAGCGACCGGUUCCUGCACAUCAUGCAGCAGCACCCAGAGAUGAUUCAGCAGAUGCUGUCGACAGUGCUGAAUAUCAUCAUCUUUGAGGACUGCAGGAACCAGUGGUCAAUGUCUCGGCCUCUGCUCGGCUUGAUACUGCUCAACGAGAAGUAUUUCUCUGACUUGAGGAACAGCAUCGUGAACAGCCAGCCUCCGGAGAAACAGCAGGCGAUGCACCUCUGCUUCGAGAACCUCAUGGAAGGCAUCGAACGCAACCUCCUGACCAAGAACAGGGACAGGUUUACCCAAAACCUGUCGGCGUUCCGGCGAGAGGUGAACGACUCCAUGAAGAAUUCCACCUACGGAGUCAACAGCAACGACAUGAUGAGCUGACGGCUCCCAGCUCCACCUGUACAGAGCAGCAUCUCUUUGGCCUGGCCCAGAGGGGUUCCCGUUUCCGAUGGAAAGAAAAGGAGGGCGUUUCGAAUCCCUGCUCUUCCCCAGGGCUGGACUGCGGCGCUCGCUUUGGCCGUACUCCACGUCCCGAGGGAGGAGGGAACAGGAGGGGUGGUUGAGCUCACCGGGGCAGGGUGCUUCUGUUUCCGUGGGAGGGGGUGGAAGGGCAAAAAGCCAGGUGCAAGAAUCCAGCGUCUCCCUACCCGAACGUCUGCGUGGAACGCCAGCGCUCUGCUGCAGCCUGCCUUGUAUAAACAUGUACAUUUUUUCAUAACAUUUUGAACAAGGUUUAUAUUGACUCAGUUUAAAAAAAAAAAACAAAACAAAAAAACGGAAAAAAAAAAAAAAGGAGUAAAAAAAAAAAAAAAAAAGUGUGAUUGAAAUUUUUACAGAGUCCUGGUGCACCGGUGCUGGCGUGAGGGUUGUGUAUGCGAGUGAGGAAAGCGUGUCCUGCAGGCCUGAAGCUUUACUGGGCGAGGGGUGGGUGUGUGAAAGUGCAGAGAUAUAUUUAGUGACAAGCGUAGAGAGAAGCAAAAAAAAGAAAAAAAAGAAAAAAAAAUUGAAAAAAAAAAACACAAAAGAAAAACCAACAAAAAAAAAAAAGACGACAAAAAAAAAAAAGGCAUUGUAAAAUUCCAAAUGUAUAUUUUUUCUUAUUCAGCCCCUCGAAAUCACGACUUCCUGUUACCGUCUUGCCCUUGUUAUUAGGAACUCGAAGCCAUGCCGCGUGAUCUUCUCCAUUCGUGCUUGCUCGUGGGUGUCUCUCCCGUCCCCCCCCCGGUGUAGCAGUGCCCCCCGUGUCCCCUCCUCACCCCGCUGCCUCCCGGGCCCUCGCCUCCCCUCCGGGCGAGCCCCGGGGCUGGCACCACGCGCUCCCCGGACCCCCUUCCUUUUAUUUUUCCCCCCAUUUCACUCAAGCAGGAGGCACAGGAGGAAUUGAGGGGCCGAGGGCGAGCUUCGUGCCCCCAGCGUGGGUUCUCAGCCGGGGCACGGGGGCUGCUGCCCGGGGUUCUUAAUAACAAGGUUUGCCUAGCAUGAAGUAUUUAACACCCCCCCCCAAAACCCACCUCCCGAUUUCCCUCCCCUUUCAAAUGAUUCCAUUUUUUUUUUGUUUUUCUAAGUCACCCUGAUAAAUGUUUUUGGGUAUUAAAAUUUACUGACAGAGGAAAGCUGAUGGGGGAGGGAACCUGUUUGCCUUGUACUUUUUUCCACUAUUGUUGCUGCUAGUCGUGUGCAUUCUCUUGCUCAGCUCUACCCACAGACGCUCAGUCCUUAGGGUUUCAGUUUCUCUUCCCAGACACCACCUAACUCUUAAUUCCUCCCCCCCCUCCCCCCCGAGCCCCCUUUAUUUUUAUUUUUAAUUUUUUUUUUUUUGUUCUUUCCUCUGGCGAUUGUGUGUUGGGUCCUUUUUUUCGCGUGAGCAGAUUGCUGGUUGACUUGUAAGGGUGUUUGCUGCAUACAGUGUAAGCAUUGUGACUGCAAAUAAACUUCAAUGGUUUCUACUGA
Anas platyrhynchos (mallard) is the source of this 5007-nucleotide messenger RNA. It is a transcript of the gene XPO7, whose product is annotated as exportin 7. Gene Ontology annotation, biological process: protein export from nucleus. NCBI's taxonomy places the organism in Eukaryota, Metazoa, Chordata, Aves, Anseriformes, Anatidae. Gene Ontology annotation, cellular component: nuclear pore; cytoplasm. The record is from RefSeq and is a predicted model, not a curated record. Gene Ontology annotation, molecular function: small GTPase binding; nuclear export signal receptor activity.